GCUCAAUAUAUUCCAUUUCUGAAUCAGAGUGAACUAAAGGAAAAAUUUGUAGAAACGUUCAAAGGCGCUGUCCGCAAAUUCGUGUAAUUUCUUACAUUUAUAGUAACGAAGUUUAAUAAAAUCGUAAAACUAGUUGCUUGAUGUAUUUUCCUAAACAUAUUUGGUGAAAUUUGUUAAAUUUUUCCAUAAUAUCGCCUCUAAAAGAGAAUUGAAAAAGUUAAAAAUUGUGCUAACACGGAGAAAAAUGCGAAGAAAUUUUAACGGGAAGAAAAAGGUGUCCAGAGUUGCUCGGUCUACUUCGCAGCAUUGUUGCUGUCGUUAACGACGUCGGUAGCAGAGGUUGUGUCUCUUUCGAUUUUCUCGAGAGUGCAAAGGAUUUUGUGAAAAUAUAAAAUAUUGAAAUUUAUAAAAUUAUUAGACGUUUGGUAAAAUAAUAUAAUCGCUUAGCUGCGUUAAGACCAAAUAAAAAAAUUGUAUUAAAACAUACAGCCAUAAAGGUGUGGAAUCAAAAACUUUCGGUUUAUAUCAAAAAUGAAUUAAAGUCGCCAGCAGCGCCGUUUCAACGUUUCGCUCGGGCGUUUUGACAUUUGAUGACAUUUGCGCAGCAAAAGCGAGCGGUUGAGUAUUUGCUUAAAGUGUGUAGUGGUUGAAGUGAAGCGCCCAACGAGGAAUCGGCAAAAAGGAGAAAAUCAAUCGUUUUCAUUGGCAAACAGAGAUGUACUGUCGUAAUGGUUUCCCUUGUCCUAUUUAGCUGAGAAGUAUACCGAUAUCUUACGCUGUUCCGAUAUUAUAAUGCGUACAAUGUCGGCAAUAAAGUUGUAUUGACAUUGUGAGUAAAGAAUUAGAAAAUCUCCAAAAAGGACACACGGACGGUUCAAGUCUUAUACUACCAAGUAAACGUGUGUCCGAGCAGGUACCGAAUUGGCAAACAAUUCUAUAUAUAACAAACAAAAAACCCUUUACUUAACCAAUACAAUAAUAAUUUAGUAUAAAGCUUCAAUAGAACUGCAUUCAAUGUGCCAUUUCAUCCGGAGUUAAGAUGCUUAAGUAAAGUAUUAUAUACCAAAAAAAAGAGAAGAAAAAGAUACGCAACAGAAGAAUUCCCUCCACUUACUCGCGUCAAACAACAAAACUAUUACAAACGCAGUUAUUUAAAUAAUUGCAUUCGCACCACUUUAAGAUAAUCUCUGUCUCGCUUACCAUACUUAUUCAUAACUAAAGCUUACAGUUUUUGCAUAAAGAAUCAAAGUCGGUUAAAAAUUACUCUCCAGAACUCGAAUUUAUAAGUUUUAUAAAAUUUGAGAACGUUAAAUACAAAAGUCAACGAAUGAUAGUUCAACUAAAGGAAUUGGUGGUGAUUAUUGGAUAGCUAUAUGCUUGCUUGCAAAGCCACGACAUUAACAACAUAAAGCAAGUAAAAGCAGCAGUAGAACAUAAGCAGGACGAAUAACUGGCAAUAAAUACAAGGCAAGAAAAUGUCAUCGGGAACAUUUGUUGAUCGAAUUGAUCCAUUCGCUAAACGCUCACUGAAGAAGAAAAGCAAAAAAAGUCAGGGUUCCUCACGUUAUAGAAAUUCUCAGGAUGUGGAGCUUCAACAAUUGCCGCCGUUAAAAGCUGAUUGCUCGAGUUUGGAACAGGAAGAAUUAUUCAUUCGUAAAUUACGUCAGUGCUGUGUAUCUUUUGAUUUUAUGGAUCCAGUAACGGAUUUAAAAGGGAAAGAAAUAAAGAGAGCUGCUUUAAAUGACCUCUCCAAUUAUAUAACACAUGGCAGGGGAGUACUCACGGAACCUGUGUAUCCAGAAAUUAUACGAAUGAUUUCUUGUAACUUGUUCCGCACACUGCCUCCAAGUGAAAACCCUGAUUUUGAUCCCGAAGAAGAUGAUCCGACAUUAGAAGCUUCAUGGCCACAUUUGCAGUUAGUCUAUGAAGUAUUCCUGCGUUUUUUGGAAUCGCAGGACUUUCAAGCGACCAUAGGCAAACGUGUAAUUGACCAGAAAUUCGUUUUGCAGCUUUUGGAGCUCUUUGAUUCUGAGGAUCCACGUGAACGUGAUUUUUUGAAAACUGUUUUACAUCGCAUCUAUGGAAAAUUCUUAGGAUUACGCGCUUUUAUACGAAAACAAAUUAAUAAUAUUUUUUUGCGUUUUAUUUACGAAACAGAGCAUUUUAAUGGCGUCGGCGAAUUACUAGAAAUAUUGGGCAGUAUCAUUAAUGGUUUUGCCUUGCCUCUGAAGGCCGAACAUAAGCAGUUUCUUGUGAAGGUGCUAUUGCCUCUGCACAAAGUGAAAUGCCUUGGUUUGUAUCACGCUCAACUGGCUUAUUGCAUCGUUCAGUUUCUAGAAAAGGAUCCAUACCUGACUGAACCGGUGGUUCGAGGAUUAUUAAAAUUUUGGCCAAAAACAUGCUCACAAAAAGAGGUCAUGUUUUUGGGCGAAAUCGAGGAAAUUUUAGAUGUCAUUGAUCCUCCACAAUUUGUGAAAAUACAGGAACCAUUGUUCCGUCAGAUCGCCAAAUGUGUAUCAAGUCCGCAUUUUCAAGUUGCCGAGCGUGCGCUUUUCCUAUGGAAUAAUGAAUAUGCAAUGUCGUUGAUCGAGGAGAACAACGCCGUCAUUAUGCCGAUUAUGUUUCCGGCACUGUACAGAAUUAGUAAAGAACAUUGGAAUCAGACCAUCGUUGCAUUGGUUUACAACGUGCUAAAGACAUUUAUGGAAAUGAACUCCAAGCUUUUUGAUGAAUUAACCGCUAGCUAUAAAGCUGAACGACAAAAAGAGAAGAAACGCGAGCGUGAUCGUGAAGAAUUGUGGAAAAAAUUACAUGAACUUGAAAUAAAUCGUGCAAAAAGCGGCAGUGCCGCUGGCACCUCAACGGCUAAUUCGGUGUUAGGAGCUGGUAUUAGUGGCGGCAGUGCCGCCGGCUCACAGCAAAAUAUCAACUCUUAUCAACAACAAUCGAAUGCUAGCAUUGUAAACAGUGGAAGCGGUGGUGGCUCUGGUGACAACAAUCCUGCCUUACUUAGCGGCGGUGCACAAAGCGGCGGAACCUCAGUAAACGCCAGCGGUACGAACGCGUUUGCCAAGGUAAAAGGCGACAAGGCAGAUAACUAAAUUAUGAGGCGAUCACUGAAAUGGAUAUCAAAUAAAACACAAGUAAUGCUAAUCAACUUAAUAAUAUAAUUUAGCGCAGUUCAAACAUGAUUGGAAAUUUUGGUGUUGUAAGUCAAAAAGGAGCUUGGCAUUUUUUGUGCAUCUAUAACUUAGUGUAAGCCACAAAAAAGGAGAAUAUUAUUAAGUAAACUUGAAGUCCCUAUCGAAAAAAUAUAAAGAAAAAAUACAAAAGUAUAACAAAAGCACUACACCAACAUGAUCAAAUGAAAGCGUUUUCACCAUCAUGAUGUCACCGGCAUCAUUACAAUAAGAUGUAGAAGUAGAAGCUAAAUGUUGAUAAUAGACGCAGAUGCCGGGAGUUAAUAAUGUACGCCACAAUGUGGAUGAAAAGCAGUACACUUACAACUGGGAUCGUGGUAUUACAUAAACAAAAGGAAAGCGUAUGAAAAGCAUAAUUAAUAUUAUAUUAUGAAUAUAAAAAUACCUAUUAUUUUACGAUAAAAAAGAAGUACUAAAUAAAAUAAUUAAUACAAGUAUAUGAGGAGGAUGAAAAUGCUAAUAAAAUAGUGAAGAAAUGCUAGAAACUGUAAUCUAACUGUAAAACAGCAAUUCUUUCUCCUAAAUAAUACCAAUUCUAUAGAAUUAACGAAAACACUUCGUCCUGUUCAUUAUAAUUCUACUAUCUGGCUAGUUGGACGAAAAUGCCACUUGAGCGAAUUGCAUUUUAUAUGCUUUUUCACAACCAAUAUUUCGUUCGAACUAAUCCAUUUCUGUAGGUUUCAAAAGUAAAAAUAAAACUUAAAUAUUCUUUAUAUGUAGGAUGAGUAGUAAUAACCAUUGUGUUUCUUUAUGAUUUGUUUAAGAGUAAAUCUUAAUUUCCUCAACGGUUUCUGUGCAAAUUAGUAUAUUGCUUGGAUAUAUUCGUAUGUGUAAACUUAAGUUCUUUAACAAUAAAUUCUAGGGAUAUUUAUUAAGUAAAAAAUGGGAUUAAUUUUUAUUGAAACAUUCAUAACAAUCAACACGCAUUAAUUAAGAAAAAACAAAAAGAAAACAAAUGCGUAUUUAACAGUAUAAAACAAAUUGAACGAAAAAAAUGGUGUAAAAACUCAAUAAAAGUAUUAAAAAACGAUUGUUAUUGCGAAAAUUCAUAAAAACACAUACAAAUUAUGAUCAGUCGUGAUUUUAUGUGACCGAGAUUCCAGUUGCGAACGACUGCUAGAAAACACCGAUUAACAAAAUCCAUGUGCGAAAAAAGCUUACACAGUUGAAAAAUAACAAUAAAGGUAUAUAUUCUAUAUAUACAUACAUAAGCGAAAAAAACAAUGUCUACUUGACAGCUGAUAUUGUUUGUAUGAGUGCAAUAGAUUUGGUAAGGCCUAAUGCAAAACUUAUCUGUAUGUCAAAAUGAAAAUAAUUACAAAAAACAUAAUAUUGCUAUAUUUCUCACAUUCAUGCAUAUUCAUACAUUCGCACCUGCAGCUUUUAAUAGCAGUAAAAUAACAUUUAUAUGUAUAGAACAGACAAACAGAAAGCGUACGUGCCAAGUCAGUCAUAUUUAAUUUGUACGCGCUUGUUUUCAUUUCAUUUCGUACUAAAAUUUAUUAGUUAAUAUAAGAUUUUUCCUUUCUAAUUUUUAAUCUAACAAAAUUUAAUCAUGUUGUAUGUUUACAUGGCAUAUGAUUUAAGUUUAAUUUCAACUGCAAUAAUAAAAUUAGUAAAUAAUAUAUAUAUCUAAAGUUGCUAAAAAUUAUGCAUUUAAAAUAUAUCACUUUUCUUCUAGUUAAAAAAAUAGCAACGAGAUCAGAUUAAGAGUGUUUGGAAUUAUUUGUGCAUUAUGAAUUAUAUGUGAAAAAAUAAUUACACAGUGUAAUUUUUUCUGGUUUCUCGUAUUAAAAAAUAAAUUACAUAACAAUUAUAUACAUACAUAUAUACACAUGUAUAAUAAAAACAUUAUUCAUUUAUUAUAUUUACUCGUUUAAGCUUCACAUUAUAUACAAUUAUUAAUGGUUAAAUGUGUGGGUAUGCACAAAGCGCUCUUUCCACAACACCAUAAGGACGACUAUUGUUUAAAUUUGUUUAUUCGAUAAAUCUGUUACCACAAAUACGGUGAAAUUUCAAGAAACGUAAAUUUGCUGCUCACCAAAACAACUUAUUUUUUCUUAUAUUAUAAUUAGUUCGCACCAAAUCUACAAAAAUAAUAUGUUACAUUUGUGUUAAGACGUGGACUUGUAGCGCCAACUCGGUUGUGAACUUUGGCUGUUUAUGCCUUGUAGCAACAGAAAUAAUAUGAGGAAUUGGUAUGCCAAGAGAUAGUGUGAAUAUUUUGAAUAUGUUUUUUUCUGUUGACCGUAAACUAAAAAUUUGCCAAGUUUAAAUUAAAACAAGUAACUAUUUACUUUAUAUUUAUAUAAAUAGGUUAUUAUCAUAAAUGAUUGCAAAAAUAUAAAUUCGAUAAUUUAUGAUUUGCGAAAAAUUAAUAUUAAAAAUUCAACAUGAGAAUUGAUUACUAUGCAUUAACUACUGAUAAAAUUUUAUUAUUAUAAAAAAUCAAUUGGUAUAAUUUUUGGAAUUUUAUUGUUGCUAAAGCGUUUUCUGAACUAAUAAAAUACAGUAAUUAUAGUAUUUCUUAAUUAAAUAAAUUUGCAUUUUUGGUUUUGUAAAAAUUAAAUUUCUGGCACUAAUAAGUUGCACUAUCAAAACUUUAAUUAUAUACAUAUAAAUAAUAUAUUAAAUUUUUGCAAAUUGUUUUAUAUGGCUCCAUCUUUUUUUUUUUAAUUUUACUCUUUCAUACUUUUUCGUAAUUUCUUAAAGCGAUAGUUGACCGAUAGUUCUUCAAUGGAAUAUUUAUAUAUUUUGAAUAAUAUUCUGUUUUCUGUCAAAAAAAUUCACUUUUUUGCAAACAUAUUCGUAUAUAGAGUCUAUUACUUGUACAUACAUACAUAUUUACAUGAUUUAUACAUUUCUUCACACAAAAUUUAAAUAAUACUAAAGUGGAAAGAAAUUGAAAAAUAUAAAAACAGCAACACAGCUGGCAAGCGUAGUAUAAAUUGACCUACAAUAAUAAAAACUAGAGGUUUAGUGCAAAGAAAACAUUUAAGAAUAAAACAAAGUAAAAUUACCUAGAAAAAAAUGCAUGCGCUGAAAAAUACUAUAUACAUACAUAAAUUAAAAACAAUACGAUUUUGUGACUAUACAAAAAUUUUUAUGAAAGAAAUGAAUAAAUAGGAGAGAAAAAACUCCCUUGUUUACAGCCAAAUUCAUAAAACAAAAAUAUCAAAUGCUUUGUAAAUGAAAAACUAUGAAAAUAACAUUUGUAAAAUAUCCAAAAUUACUAUUUUUGUAUGUAUUUAUUUGGUUAAAUGUUAAAUUAAACCCUUUCAUACUCUAUUAAGUUGUAAGCAUAAUGAGCGACAAUUUCUGAUUAUUCACACAACUGCAAAAACACACGCAUGCAUGCAAAAGAAAAAUUAUGAUUUGCAAGUGAAGCAAACGCUAUCUAAUAAUAUUAAUAAUUUUACUUUAACUCACCCAACCUUGUACAUACUUAUAUUUUAUGCUCAGAAGUUGGUCGCCUUAAUCCGUGUAAAAUAAGUAAUUUAUGUGAGGCUUUUAGAGCUCUAAAGCCUGGUGCACACUUUUGUUGUGUGAAAUGCAAAUAUUUAAGCGUUCCCUUAUUUGCCGAUAUAGAAUAUUCAUAAGAAUUUUUCAUGUAGUAUAUUAAAAUAAAAUUCACACACAUAAAAAAAACAGGAAAACUCUCCUUAGUGUUAAAACAAACUAGUUUUAAGAGAAUCCUUAGUAAACAGCUGAAGCAAAUUUUUGUAAGCAAAAAUAAUGUAACAUUAAGGCAUUUAAAAGAGGAAAUGUUAUAUAUGUUUAUUUGGUAAAAAAAUGCUGAUAAAAUGAGAAAAUUAUACAAAAACUAAAAAAAAAAGAAAAAGCGUAGACAUUUGCUAAACUGUUACAUAAAUAUAUACAUAUACAUACAUAAAUACCAAACCAACUAGUGAAUGUGCAUGAAUUGUUGUGGAGAAGUUGGAAAUGGCAUGAUUGAAAUCCACUUGAAUACAAAUGCAGGUAGUUAUUAGAAAUGCAGUUAUGAAUACAUAAGAAUAAAACGCUUAAUCAUUCGAUAUAAAUAUUAAAAAGAAAAAGGAAAAAAAGAACAAAACAAAGAAUUAUAUAAAGUGAGAUGAUAAAAAAAAAAUAAUUGCAUGCAUACAUCUAAAAUAUAAAUAAGUGAUCAUCCCUGCACUAUUUUCAUUAAACAAAUAACGAAUACAGUUAUGUAUGUACGUCAAACAUUUUCAAAUGCAAAAUCGUAAAAUCGUAAGAGCUAUGUAUGUAUUUUGUAAAGGGUGGGAAUAUGAGCAAAAUAGUUCUAACUAAAUUUAUAUAUGUAUAUACACACAUAUAUAUACAAUAAAUACAUAUAUAAAAUUAUAUAAUUAAAUUAAAAAAAUAAAAUAUUUAAUAUGUCAAGCGUAAAACUGAAAACUACCGUAAAUCACACAAAACAAACUAAGUAAAACAUAACGUAUAGACAUACACACCUGCAUACAUACAUACAUAUAUGAAGUGUAAGCAACAAAUUAAUGAGUUCUGCAUUAAGUCUUUUUGUUAUUAUUAUGUACAUCUUAUAAAUACUAUACACUACUAAUUAAUACAUAUAUUAUAAAACUAGAAGUACAUACACAACUACAUAUAUAAUUAUGAUAAACAUAUGUAUAAAUAACACUUUGUGCAAAAUUUAAAUUGACCAAAAGUGUACGCUAUAAUAUUAAAUUUUAAUUAGGGGAUGUAAAUUUGUAUGUAGAUACUCGUUUUGGGCUUAAAUGUAAAAAACAACAAAAAUAACUUUUAUGAUUUUUAAGCUUCAAAUUUCUUUUGAUUAUAUUGGCAUAAUAAAACAUAAAAAUAAUUAGUUAUUUUUAAAAGUUGUUUAUUAUAAUCAAUUUAAUAGAUGAAAAGUUUAGUUCUUUUUAUGCGGAAUUGUUCGAAAACUCAUUAAGCAGGACCAAGUGUAUACAAUAACAAUAACAACAACAAUAGUAUACAUAAAUGAUAAAAUUGUCUUUCAUGUCCCAUUCUAGAACGGUAACCCACACAUUUUUUGUAGAAAAACAAGGAGUAUUUGUGCUUCUAGACUUAUAUUUUUUAACAAGCAUAAAAAUCAGAUGCAUUUUUAUUAAAUAAAUUUAAGUUUAAUUUAUGAUAAAGGUGCUCAGUAGCUUAAACUGUCUUGCAUUUCUGCUUUAUAUUGUUUUUUCUUUUUUUGUUUUUACAUGUGUACAUAAAUUUUUUUGUUAAAAAUUUGCUAAUACGUUUUAUUUUAAUGUUGAAAAUAUUGGGCAUUUUAAUUUCAACUACUAUUAUGCUGGCCAAAUGCUGCAAAUGUUUGUUCUGUUAGUUAUUUACCUUUUUUGUAUUUUAAAGUGUGCUGCUUUUUUUUAAUAAAUGGUUAAUGUAAAUGUAAGUCAUUUCCUAAGCAGUUUUAUGGAAUGCUGACUAGUUGACAGCUAUUGGCCUGUAAUAAUUCGGGGUCUGCUUCGGUUGAGUCAGCCGACUGCCAGGAAAUCAGUUGAAACAAAUGGUAGUGACAGAUUUUGAUACCGUAUAUAUGUACAUGUGUGUAUGUAUAUGAACAUAUCUUACCACAUCGACCGGUACUACCUCAAACUCAACUAAUUUUGUUUAAAUAAAAUCAGUUAAUCGCGUGAACACUUUUGUUUAGUGAAUACAUACCCUCUUAAAUUCAUACAUAUGUAAAGGAAAAAUUAUGUAUAUAUACAAUGGCGUAUGUUCUUUAAUUACGGGUCUUAGUGCUCUUAAAAGUUAACUUGCGAACAGGUCAAGUCUUAAUUUUUUCAUUGUUCGGUUACACAUUUUUUUUCAAUAUUUGUUGCUAUAUGAGAGAAAAAGAUAAAAUGUUAAAAAAUAUAUAUAAUUGCUCUCGUGAUUUAUUUUAACUUUUUAGCGAAUUACACUUGUUGAAAGCAUACUAGAAAGGUUUUUAGUGAAAUUUAUUCAAUAUUUUCAGGUUCUUAUGGGGUUUCGAACUUAUCCGAAUGUCUAUAGCAAAAGAAUUUACCGUUAAAAAAUGCAUAGUUCUUAUUAAUUGGUUAGUGUUAGCAAUAUUUGUAAAUCUUAUGUUUUAUUAUGCUUAUAUUUUUGAAAAAUGUUGGGACUUGAAGUCAGAUCAAAUUAGACUCAACACAAUCACAUAUUUCAACUUCAUGCUCAUGACAAAUACACCUUCAACCAUGUGACACCUGGUCUCUCAGUUCUAACAAAACGAGCGUUAAAUAACGGAUCCUCGUAGCGCUUUAGUCCUGUAUUUCUACCGCAGAUUAGCCUUAGCCAUUGGGUGAUGAACGCCACUCAAUGCCUUAGACCAAAUAAGUGAAUGUUAAUAUUGAAUUUUUUACUUCAAAUAUUUAAUUUUUAUCUCACAUGUACUAAAUGCGGGUAUGAAAAGUUCUUACAAUUAAAAAGAAAAAACUUACUAUUUUCUAAAAAUGUUCGAUUUCCCGUCUUAUCCAUUGAUUUUGCUAUCAAAUUCUCUGGCACACACAGACACAUUGAUCCUUUCUCAUUUACACGUUCAUAGUGUAGAAAGUUGUCUAAAUGCAUCAUCGAUCAUCCUCGAUGGUUAAUUAAAUAUGUAGAUGUUGACAUAAAAAUUCAUGAAUAAGUGGUUCAAUGCGGAAAAGUUGGACUCAGCCUUUCCCUUGAACCUUAAUUAAGAAGAAUAGGAUGAAAAAAUAUAUACUUAUAUAUUUAGAAUUUUCUGUUGUACAUGUUUGUAUGUAGUUGUAUGUAGUUUUAUAUGUAAAUGUGUUUUUACUAAAACAAAUGAAAAAUAAAAAAAAACGUAUAAAAACAUAGACCAAUUUUGUUUUGCUAUGAGUUUGAAAUAAUAAUAUACAUAGAAACAGUAAAUUUAAUUAAGAACAAAAAAAUAUAUAUAUAAACGAACGAAAAAAAUAAAAAUAUAUAAUAAAGUUGAUGUAGCAAAGACGAAAAUUGCAAAAUGAGAACAAAACCAAUAUAACAAUACAGAGCAAGAGUCUAAUUUAAAGUAUAUUCGUAUGUUACGUUAAACUAAGAAUUAAAAAAAAAUUACGCAAACAAUUAUAACAAAUAAUAAUUGAUAUACUAGGAAGAAUGCAAAAAAUAUUAUAUAGUAUGAGAAUAUAUAUACAUAUGUAUAUUAACACAAUUAUCCGAUUAGUACUAAAAGAAAUAUAAAAAAUCGGAAAAUCAGGAAAAAAGAUAUAUAUUCGUGUAAAGAAGAUCAAACAUGAAAGCAUUGUAAACAACUGGUCUAUCAGGCCCACUAACAACAAACGAGUAAAAAGUAUCGAAGAUAAAUACCCUGUGCACAGGAGCAAGAGGGAAUCCCAGCUAUGGAUGAUUGAAAAUGUUUUUGCUGAAAGCGAAACCUAUCACAUAAGAGAAAAUCAAUCAACAAUAAAUAUAAAAUUAUUAAAAAAAAUAUAACACAA
Bactrocera neohumeralis is the source of this 10609-nucleotide messenger RNA. It is a transcript of the gene wdb, whose product is annotated as serine/threonine-protein phosphatase 2A 56 kDa regulatory subunit epsilon isoform. The transcript has 12 exons. Gene Ontology annotation, cellular component: nucleus; cytosol; protein phosphatase type 2A complex. Lineage: Eukaryota; Metazoa; Arthropoda; Insecta; Diptera; Tephritidae. The record is from RefSeq and is a predicted model, not a curated record. The coding region runs from base 1476 to 3101 and encodes 541 amino acids. Gene Ontology annotation, biological process: signal transduction; protein dephosphorylation. Gene Ontology annotation, molecular function: protein phosphatase activator activity.